Messenger RNA from Volvox carteri f. nagariensis, 1878 nucleotides. It is a transcript of the gene hsp70C, whose product is annotated as heat shock protein Hsp70C. Gene Ontology annotation, cellular component: cytoplasm; mitochondrion. The annotation marks the transcript as partial. Gene Ontology annotation, biological process: cellular response to unfolded protein; protein refolding. The record is from RefSeq and is a predicted model, not a curated record. Lineage: Eukaryota; Viridiplantae; Chlorophyta; Chlorophyceae; Chlamydomonadales; Volvocaceae. The transcript has 14 exons. Gene Ontology annotation, molecular function: ATP binding; ATP-dependent protein folding chaperone; misfolded protein binding.
GUCAUCGGAAUCGAUCUGGGAACAACCAACUCCUGCGUCGCUGUCAUGGAGGGCAAGACUCCUCGUGUGAUUGAGAAUGCAGAGGGUGCCCGCACCACUCCCUCUGUGGUCGCGUUCACGGAUAAGGGCGAGCGCCUGGUGGGCCUCCCAGCGAAGCGCCAGGCGGUCACCAACCCGACCAAUACGGUGUAUGCCACGAAGCGUUUGAUCGGUCGCGGCUUCGAUGAUCCACAAACGCAGAAAGAGGCCAAGAUGGUGCCGUACAAGAUUAUCAAGGCCAAGAACGGGGAUGCCUGGGUGGAGGCUGGCGGUCAGCAGUACUCCCCAAGUCAGAUGGGGGCCUUCGUGCUAACUAAGAUGAAGGAGACGGCGGAGGCGUAUCUCGGUCACCCCGUUUCGAAGGCGGUCAUCACCGUGCCAGCGUACUUUAACGACUCGCAGCGCCAGGCCACGAAGGAUGCGGGCCGUAUCGCGGGGCUGGAGGUUCUCCGCAUUAUUAACGAGCCCACAGCCGCGGCGCUUGCGUACGGCACUGACAAAAAGGAGGGCCUUAUCGCGGUGUACGAUUUGGGUGGCGGUACCUUCGAUAUUUCCAUUUUGGAGAUCAUGGGCGGCGUGUUUGAGGUCAAGGCCACCAAUGGAGACACGUUUUUGGGUGGGGAAGAUUUCGACAACACCAUUCUCAACUACCUGGUCACGGAGUUUAAGAAGGAGACUGGGAUUGACCUUUCGAAGGAUCGGUUGGCGGUUCAACGGUUACGGGAGGCUUCAGAGAAGGCCAAGUGCGAGCUUUCUUCAACCAACUCAACUGAUAUCAACCUUCCCUUCAUCACGGCCGACGCUUCUGGUCCCAAGCACUUGAACAUGGCCCUCACUCGCGCCAAGUUGGAGCUGUUGGUGAAGGAGCUGUUGGAGCGCACCAAGCAGCCCUGCUACCAGGCCAUGAAGGACGCGGGGGUGCAGCCCAAGGACAUACAGGAGGUGCUGCUGGUGGGCGGCAUGACGCGUAUGCCCAAGGUUAACGAGAUCGUGAAGGAGAUCUUCCAGCGCGACCCCUCCAAGGGCGUCAACCCGGACGAGGUGGUGGCCAUGGGAGCCGCCAUUCAGGGCGGAGUGCUGCGGGGGGAUGUCAAGGAUAUUUUGCUUCUGGACGUGACCCCCCUCUCCCUGGGCAUUGAGACGCUGGGCGGUGUGUUCACUCGCAUGAUCAACCGCAACACCACCAUCCCCACCAAGAAGUCCCAGGUCUUCUCCACAGCGGCGGACAACCAGACGCAGGUGGGCAUCAAGGUCUUCCAGGGCGAGCGCGAGAUGGCGGCGGACAACAAGCUGCUCGGCCAGUUCGACCUGGUGGGCAUUCCUCCAUCUCCUCGCGGUGUGCCGCAAAUCGAGGUGACGUUCGACAUCGACGCCAACGGCAUUGUGCACGUGUCCGCGAAGGACAAGGCCACGGGCAAGGAGCAGUCUAUCCGCAUCCAGAGCAGCGGCGGCUUGAGUGAGGAUCAGAUCCAACAGAUGGUUCGCGAUGCUGAGACGUAUGCGGAGAAGGACAAGACACGCAAGGAGCUGAUUGAGGCUAAGAACGAGGCAGACACGGCAAUUUACUCAACGGAGAAAUCUCUUAGCGAGUACAAGUCCAAGUUGCCCCAGGCGGUUGUGGACGAGAUCACCAAGGCCAUCGCGGACUGCCGGGCUGCCUCCCAGGCGGAGGAUCUCGUUGAUCUGAAGGCCAAGAUCCAGGCGCUCAGCACGGCGUCCAUGAAGAUCGGGGAGACGCUCUCACAGCAGUCGGGAAGCGGCGGCAGCAGCGCCAGCAGCGGCUCCUCCUCUUCCUCCUCAUCAUCGUCCACGGAUGCAGGGUCUGGGGACCAGAAGUAA